Messenger RNA from Porites lobata, 35062 nucleotides. Lineage: Eukaryota; Metazoa; Cnidaria; Anthozoa; Scleractinia; Poritidae. The record is from the annotation of a GenBank genome assembly.
CAAUCUCAAAACAAGAUGGCCGCUUGGCCUUGCGCAAAUGAGGAGAAAUUGGGAUGGUAAUUUGUGCAUGAAGGCAGAGACUUUUUCCCAGAUUCAGGCAAAAUGGGAAAAGAGCAAGACCUUAUGCAAGCUGCAAAGAGUGGAAAUGUCGCACACAUCGAGAAAAUUCUCGGCCAUAAGGCAAGAAAGUCUGGAAUCCAAAGGUAUGUUUGUGCUUCAUACAGGCCGGAAAUUGGUUGAUGAGCUCCCCUCUUGCACACAAACGCAAUAAUUUGGUUGAUAUCUUUGUAGCUUAAUGAGCAAAACGAUAAAUCCUAAUCAUCAAGACGAGCUCGGGAACACUCCACUUCACUAUGCAGCCCUCAAUGGCCACAGGUAAAAGCUGUAUAUUAAUAUUUACAAAAAUUCUGAUCAUUUUAAUGAACUUACAUACGUAUACUUAUUACUACUGCAUAAAGUGUAGUCUUAACAUGCGUCAAGGUGUGGAAAUCUAGCCCCGGGAGGUAGGAAGCUAAAGUAAUGUUGGAUAUUUACCCUACUUGACAGUUUGCCCUUUUAUAUUGUAUUUUUAGGCUUCAUUUACGUUAUGGAAGGGUCCCACCCAUGUUUCCUUGAAUCAACCGUGUUUAGAUUCAAAGUAUUCUUCAUUCUCUUUGUCAGACAACAACGAUUCACAGACAAAACUGUUAAUUGACUGAAUCUUUUAUACACUUUCUAAGGACCCUCCAUUAGCUGAGUAUGAAAACAAAUUUGACAUGACAUGGACCAGUUAGUGAAAACACAGGUAACCCAGGCUCAAUGUUUGUGUCAUGUACGGGUUUCAUAACAUGAGUAAUAUAGAGAAGUUUAGGUCUGGAAAUUUGCUAGAAAAUGGAAAUAAAAAUCAAUGAAAUUUACCAUGUGGCGACUUGUUGUUGUUCUUAAUAUGCACAUGAAGUUUUGGGAAAAAUAGUCUCCUUCGUGUACAUAUUAACUAUAACAAGAACUCGCCACAUGGUAAGUUUCAUCGAUUUUUAUUUCCAUUUUCUAGCAAAUUUCCAGACCUAAACUUCGCCCCACAAAUUAUGUUCUCUUUAUUUACUCAUGUUAUGAAACUGGUACGGGACACAAACAGUUAGCCUGGGUUACCUGUGGUGAAAAUCCACUCACACUGCUGGUGAGAAAAUAGAUUGAAAUUGGUUAUGCUGCCACGUUUAAGUGGUCGUGAAAAUGAAAGGUUACAAUUGGUGACAGAGAUAUGGCAUUCCAAAGUUGCGGAAUUUUAACGAUGUUUGUAUCGUGGAGGGCAAGUUUGCAACAGAAAUGGUGGCUGGAAGGCCAUGCUACUUUCAUGUCUAAAGUGGCCAUGGUUGUCCACUGGGAUUUAGUACAGUCCGACCUCUAUUAAGCGGCCACCCAUUAAGCGGCCAUGCUCCAUUAAGUGGCCACUUUCCGAAGUCCCGAUUUAUUUGUCAGUAAAUUGCUGUAUUGGAUACCUCUAUUCAACGGCUACCUCUAUUAAAUGGCCACGGCCACCUUUUUGCUGUCGCAAGUGUAUUAUUUAUAUGGUUUUUUACCUCCAUUAAGCGGCCAGCAAAUUAUCUUUCCAAGCGAAAUGGUGACAGAUGACAUAAGGUGAUAACUGAUAACAACAAGAAAACAAGAACUGCAAUUUAAUCUACACUAAAACAAGUCACAAGCUGCAUUCACGUGCAAACUUUUCACAUCUGGCGCUAUACAAACAUAACAAGAGCUAACAAUAGAUAGAGCUGACCCACUGUUUUGUUACAACUAAAAUCUGUAUAGGAAAACCUUAUUACUACUGUACUGGAAUUUUGGAUUUAUCUUCAUAUAUGUUCACUUUUUAAAAGCAUUUUGCUAGAUAGAGUCAAUGAAAUCAUGUUUACUGCCAUUCCUAUUCAAUUUAUAUUGUAAGCGGCCAACCUCUAUUAAGCGGCCACUUUUCAAAGUCCCGAGGGUGGCCGGUUAAUAGAGGUCGGACUGUAUAUUACUCCGUAUGUUUAUCCAAACACUUAUUUCCAGUCCUUUGACUGUUGACUGAAAGGGCUCGUCAACUACACAUAAGAUGUUUGCCAAGAUAUUAUCUUGGCAAACAUCUUAUUUGUCAACUGGAGAUCACCAUCAAGUGAAAAACUGUAUAGAAGGUUGAUAAAUUAAGUAAAUUUUCUUGAGGUAGUCUCUGAUUCUGGACUUUUAAACCUAGAUAUUGGGAUUCAGGCUCCUCUGUCACCUGAAAUUAACGAUGUGAAAUAUGAAUACAACUGUGUAUUUUGGGUUUAAACUGCAUUUUAAAAAUGCAAGCAUCAUAUUUUCAAAAAUUACUUCUUUUGCCUUGUGUCUCAGCUCAGUUUUUUUCCUUUAACACAUUAUGAGUCUAGCCACUCAAUAGAAAUUAGCCAGGUUAAAACUUCAAAGCAGGUUAGGUUUUGAAGAGUCGUUGACCAGGAUACUCAAAAAAAAAAUAACUCCGAUAACUUGCUAAGUGCAGCUGCAGCCAUAGUUUUAUUGUGUUCAUGUAGAUUCUCAUUUUUUUUAGUUUAUUUGGAAGUGCAAUUUGUGGUUAAUGAGCUUGAGUGGCUAUACCAUGUGUAUACUUUCAAGAACUUGGAGUUGGUUGUUAUUUGAAAUCAGACUAGUUUGGAGAGUGAUAAUAUGACCUACUACUGCUCUGUACUACUUUAUUAUACUCAUGGAUCAUUUUUGCUUUUUAGGUCCUCUGCAGAGCUUCUUUUGAAAUAUGAUGCAUCAACUAAUAUUCCAGAUAAUAAUGGUAUGUGUUAUACUUGAAGUGUUCUCCUUUAAAGACAGUAAGAAUGAUCUGUGAUUCUUAAGGAACAAGCACCUGCCACUGUCUACUUCACUUAUUCAACAUUCUAAACGGGUACAAGAAAACCACUACAUAAAUUUGAUGCCCAUCAAGUGUUGCAUUUCACAUGUUGCUCUCUUUCAAAAGAGGGGGGUGCUUUAUCAGGCAGAAGAGGUCGUAACCCAGCCUAGGAAAAUUCCUGUGAAUGAUUAGACACCGGCACACAGAGAAAAUGAUGACAGAAUUCUAAGGGAUUAGCUGUAUAGUCCUUCAUGUACUGUAAAUUCUCUAUUAAGUUCCCCAGGGUUUUAUUUAUUUCAAACUCAUCUGAGAGUUGAGAAUGGGGGGCUUAUUUAGUUUAGAAAAGACAAUAGUGUCAGUUCUCCAUAAAGAACUAGAAUACAAAGUGAAAAAGCAUAAGGACAAGAAGUUGGAGGUCGUGUAGCCAAGAAACAAAAGGAAGUCCAAACUUCCAGUUGGUGAAUAAACUGUCGUGGAUCAGUGCACACGAAGUUUUACAGUUGUGAUUAAUUAAUACAGUCUAUCACUUAUUAGUGAAGAAUCAUUAGGAGAGGGGAGGGGGGCUUACAUAUGUGUAAGAGAGAAGGGGGCUUAUUUGAGAGGGGAGACUGAAAAGAGAAUUUCACUUCCUGGUAAUUUUAAUAACUACAUUCGUUUUCUGUAAUAGGAAGGAUGUUGUGCUUUUUGAUUGUUUAAUAUAUAUUUUUUUCAUUUUCCAAAAAAAUGGUAAUUUGGGCAAUGGAAAACAAAAACGUUUCAAGUGUUGCCUAAAUAACAGAAACCUCCUCUACGUGUACAGCUGUAGAUUGUGUGAUCACUGUCAGUACCAUAUCCUGCUUUCGCAGGUGGGGGAAAGAGAAUAGUCAAUACCUAGCCUUCCAGUUGUGCUAUCAUAAACUGAUUAUUGCCUGAUCGUAUUUACAAGUGCAGUGCACUAUUUGUGAUCCUUGUAAAAUAUGGUGUCAAACAUGAUGUACUUAUUAGUUUUUCUCCAUUUUUUUCUGACUAGGGAACUAUCCACUUCAUUUAGCUGCAUGGAAUGGCCAUGCUGAUGUAGCUAGAGUACUAAUAAACACAGGACCAUCAAGAGCAAAUGUCAAUGAGCAGGCAAGUGAAAAAACAUACUUUGACAGUUUUCUGAUCCUCCAAUUUUUUAAGGGAUUUCCCUUUACAUAACACACACCCACUUUAUUAACAAUUAACAUUUACAUGAAGUCCAUUUCCACCUGCAAAUACAGCAGGUGCUAGUCGAGGCAGGCAGAGAUACAGGGGUGCAGCAAUCAGUGAAAAAUUACAAAUAAAUAUAUAAACAUAUAAAUAAGUAAAUAAAGCUUAAACAUAAAUAGGUGACAUUUAAAAAAUCAACCACUUGUGAGAGUUACUGGUAAAUAUAACUGCAAAACCCAAUUUAAACUGUAUAGUUUGCUAUUUUUUGAAGUAGAAUCUUCACUUCACAAUUGUCCUCAGCCUCUAAUGAAAGCAACAUGUCAUUAAGGGUUUAGUUUUAUUGUUUGUCUCACGAUUGUCACUUUGAUAUUGAUUGUGACGUUUUGACUGCACACUGCAAGUCUUCAUCAGGCGAUAGUGUUGAUUUACUGAGUCAAACUAUUUGUACCACCGUGGUUGUUAGUGAUUGGUGUAUCACAAACCUUGCUCAUGGUUGGUGGGUUUCGAUCCAAAGAGCAUUAUUGGCCUUGUGAGAGGAUGAAACUGAUCCCUCGGUGGUACGUUGUGGUAGAGAUCGGUUGUCAUGUUGUCUGAUUGUAAACAUUCAAGCUUCAGGAAUCUCAAUUCCACUGUCCCUGUUGGUGUUGUUCAAGUUUGAGUUCGUGAAAGCCAUAUAUCCCUAUCGUGCUUCACCCUAAGACGAUGAUGAAGACCUGCAGUGUGCAGUCAAAAUGUCACGAUCAAUAUCAAAGUGACAAUCGUGAAAGCGCUAAAACUAAACCCUUUGUACACAUUAUCCACAAUGAUUAAUAUCUUUCAUGACAACAUGUCAUUGAUAUGUUUUUUAAAAACUCUCUUGGGAUGUUGCAAUCAGUUAGAUGUGUAUCGCAUCAAUCAUAAUUUGAUUAUAUAACAUGUAGAAGUCAUGAUUUCAUUUAUUGUUUUAUUUACGCGUAAAACCCAGAAAUAUAUUCCUCCAUGCCUUAAGAAGAAGAAUGUAUAAAUUUGAGGUUUGAGACUUGAAAGGUUGAAUGUACAUUUUUUUCCCCAAAGAAUGGUACAGAGGAUACAGCCUUACAUUCUGCUGCUCAGUUUGGUCACAGCCUUGUGGUUGCUGUUUUACUUGAGGUUUGUAUAUGAAGUUAAUUUUUAUGUCACUUUUUAUUGAACAGUACACUUGCAGGUAUACCUCCCCUACACCCAGUGAUCACUCAGGAUUUGAAGAUGUGGUGGUUGCUUAUUGUAGUUGGUCACUUACGAGAUAUUGAGCCAUGACACGUCUCUUCUGAGAGGAGCUUCGGACACAUUCUUAUUUUUGGAAGAGAAUUAUUUCAUGCAAUUUUAAAUAUACAAGUAACUUUGUACACCCAAUCUACCUACAAGAAAGACAGUGAUCAGGCCAUGCGUCAAGUGUUUCCUUACAAAUGAUGAAUAUAUUAAUUUCAUUUAUUUGAAUCGCGGGAUGAAGAAAUAAAUGCGGAGAAGAUCUUCAUAGUUGAAUUCAAAUAGAAUACUGUAGAAUAGAAUGGAAUGGAAUGGAAUAGAAAAGAGUAUUUUAUUUAAACACAUGUCAUGCUUUAAGCUCAUUCACAAUGUAAUUGUACAUUUUAAUUGCCUAUCUAACAAUAGAGUGUUCACAAAAUGAAAAAAAAGUCAUCAAUGAUUUUAACAAGUAUCAUAAUUUACUCCAUAAUUACAUGUACAUACAUGUGUAGCCCUAAUAAUUUUGGGGAAAAAAAAUAAAACAUUUAAAAAUUGAGAAAAUAACGCCAUUGCUUGAGGUUUGAACUAUAAGGCUUGACUGGGAAAAUUUUGGUGUUUUGGAUCAGUGGUUGCAUGCUUAUGGAAGGAGUUUGCUUAUGACACAUGGUUGCAUAUGGAGGUUUGCUGUACUUACAACAAGGGACAGGCAAGCAAAUGAUACAUUAGUUCAUCCUAACAAGGCUGAUGAUUAAUUCCAUAAUACCAUAAAAAUUAAUACAUACUUUUUUUUUAUUACAGAAUCAUGCAGACCCCUACAUACGUAACAAUAGGCAAGAAUCACCUCUUGACUUGGCAGCUCAGUAUGGUAGAAUGGAAACUGUAAGUGAUGGUGCUACUUCUGUUCUGACCAUUUAAAUUGAAAAUGUGCUGUCUUCAAACCCUAAAUAAUAUCCUCACCAAAAGCCAUACCAUAUUAUUUUUUGUUACAUAGAUACUGAUGAAAUACAAGGAUUUUUCCUUUUAUUAAAAAAUCAUAUCUUCAUCGCACGCAGUGAAGAUACUAUUUUUAUCUUUCACGUGUGAGGGUAUUGGUGUCACCAUGGUUACUAACAUUAAUUUUGACUUUUUGGAACAGAAAAUAUAAGUAUUAUUGUCUUUAUUUCUCCUUUAUAACUUUAUAUCCGAAUUUCAUAACAGUUUUGUGACAGGCAUUUUGCAGUAGGUGACCACUUUAAUUACACUAUUUUGCUGUUGCGAAAAUGAAUAAAAAAAAGUUGUGUUUUAUGUAGGACUUUCAUCAGUAUCUAUAAAAUAAACGGAACAUUACAUGGCUCUUGGGGAUACGAAUUUUAUCUUCUCGUGCUGAAAGUAUUUCUCACUCGUUCGCUUCGCUCACUUGUGAGAGAUACUUUCAACACGAGAAGAUGAAAUUCGCAUCCCCGCGCGGCCAUGUAAUAUCCUCUAUAUUCAAUUAUUAACCACCCUGGGCGCUUAUUAAAUUUUUGGACCUUGAGAGUGUGCGCUUAUUUGAGGCUGGGUGCUUAUUAAAUUUUUACCAUUUUCAGCAAUUGUAAGUAUGUAUAUUUUGCAACAAAACCGUUAAUGGUAAUAACAAAACAUGAAGAUGUAACAAAGCAAGGUUUCUGUAAAAUGCUCUGAAGAUUAUUUCCUAUUGGGGAAGUCUCUUAUUAGUACUUAUUCAAUUUUUUUUUCUAGUUGGGGAGGUGGUAGGGAGAAAGGGGUGGGAAAAAAAUACUUUCAAUGCACAAUAUGCUAGUUUAGGUUAUUUAUAAGUGACUGUAUUGUAACCAGCAAUCUCUAGCUCUAAUGUUUAUGAUUUUUUUUUACUGCACUUUAUAGGGUGUAAAAAAAUCAGUUUUACAGCUUGCCAUUUGGGCUAGCAUUAGCUAUCAUAUACUACCGGUAGCCCAAAGGAAAAAAAUAAUCGAUGAGCAGGAUUGAUUGCAGUUCUUCUGUAAUUUGAAUUCCCCAAGAAACUUCACUGUCAACAAAGAAUUCACUGGGCCAAUAGCAAAAUCCACUAACCUAAUGGUAUCAGAAACUACUCUUUUUGCAUGCUGCUCCCAGGGUGAUAAGUUUUUAAGAAGGUUUCUUUGGUACACACAAGAAAAGAAAAAAGCAAAAACAAAAAGCAAAAAAACACUUUUACCUUUAGUUGCAGUGAAAGUGGCAUUUUAUUUUGAUUAUUAUCUGUGUGCUUGCAACAUUUGAGAUAAUUACAUUACCAUACUUAUUACAUGUUCUUCAUUUCAGGUUAAACAGCUCUUGAACUACCACCCAAAUCUACUUGAAGAUAUGAGUGCAGUCAGGAGUCACACCUCUCUUCAUCUCGCAGCCAAAAACGGUCACAUGAAUGUAGUCUCCUAUUUUCUCAGCUGUGGAAUGGAUGUCAAUAUAACAGUACGUCUGUUUUUUCAAUAUUUAUUUUUAGUAAACAAGAACAUACAAUGUUUCUGGAACAAGAAAUGAUAUCCAGUAUUUUUGGUUGGCCUGGAGGAGCAUAAAAAUGAUUGAAGUUUUGAAGAAACAAAUUCCUUGUCAGUUCAAGAGGACCCUUGCAACAAUGUAAAAAACAAUAAUCAAAUAAAGUUAACAAUCGAACCUAGCCAUAAAACAAAAGAGCUGCAAUGUGCAUAUAUUGUAGGUGUCCAAAGAAAUAAGAGGCAUUACAAUGUAAAGAGGUACGAGGUUACUGAUUUUCAAGAAAUGUAUCCUAGCUUAAGCCAUGGGUCUUAAAACCAGAAAUGUAGAAUCAAUUGUGCAUUUUCUCCUGAAAGUUCAAUUUGUACAUGCAUGAAGGUGAACACGAUCAUCGCAGUAGAAUGAACAACCUAAGCAGUUGAAAAAGAAGCUGAAAAAUUCCUGACCUUUGCGAUGACCGGAUGCAACACUCUAUCCAUUGAGCUAAUCAAGCCAACUGGAGAGCAAGCCAUUCACAUUUUUAUCUGCAGUUCAAAAUAUGAUUCAUUUCAUUAUUUCAGUUGAAUGAUUGUGUACUUGAUUCACAAGAAAGUUGCGAGAGGUGCCUCAGCAGUCUACUGUAAUGCAUCUAGCCAUUAAUCCUUCCCUUAUGGUCCUGUUCAACCUAAUAUAGACGUACCCUGGGGGCGUCCCUUAUGAGGGCUUAAUAGGGACAUGCAGCCAGCCAGGGUAUGUUUUUCGGGAUUUUUGUCUUAAACAGGGUAUCGAUUUUGUCAUUUUUUGUCUUAAUUAGGGUAUCGAUUUUAUCAAUUAUUUUUGUCUUAAACAGGGUAUUUUCUGAUUGUCAAUGGAUUAAAUAAGAAAGAGUUUCGUAUUAUUGUCUUACAGAGGGUAUGGUUUCGGGUUAAAUGUCAGGGUAUCAAAAAUUGGAAUUCUGUCUUAAACAGGGUAGGAAAAUCAGCGAUUUUUGUCUUAAACAGGGUCAGGGUAUGAGGGGCCAGGCCACACCUCCCCACCCAAGUAUAUAUCAAGUACCCUUAGAAAAUCUGACGUUCCACUAUAUAAACCCCGCAAAACAGUGGAACUACAUAGAAAUGCAUGCUGCAUCUAUCGGUGAGAAUACAACCCCCAAGUCAAAGAAUCUUAGAGUACACUGAAAUACAGUAAUGUUGAACCUCUCCACAACGGCCACCUUGUGGACAGAAGAAAGUAGGCGUUGCAGUGAGGUGGCUUCUGUAGAGAAGUUUAAACAAGAGUCAAUGUAUGGACUGUGCCGCCAAAAAAGUGGCCAUUGUAGAGAGGUGGCCAUUAGUGGAGUUUGGACUGUAAUGAUUAUUCUAAGAGUAUGACUGACAAUAGUUAGAAAUAAACAUUUCACUUUUAACAGCAACAGAGAUCUUCACUUUUGAAACAAAUUUUUAUUUUUCCUGUCUUUUUUUUUUUCACUUUUAAAUAUCAAUGCAACACUUAGCAACAAAGUUAGCAUUUUCAGACAUUGUAGCUUUUUUCUAGGAAAUGUGGAUAUCUUUUCACUUUUUUCUCCCAGAUUGUGAUUUGCCAUUCCAACCUGCAUGAGCAACUUCUUAUUUUCAGAAAAAUCAUUACUUUGCAUAGUUUGAUCCCCAGCACUUCAACUAUUGUGAAUCAAAAUGCUUUCAUCCAAACAAGCCACAGUCUCAAAUAGUUUAUAUUAUUUUUAUAUCCACUCGUAAAUGGUCGCUUACGGGAGAUGGUCUCGUAAAAGCAAUUGCACUACAGGGCGUCUCUUUCAAGAUGUGCAGAUGUCAGAGUAUUAUUUUAUUGCAUGUAAUUUCCCAGUUAUGUACAUGUGUAGUUCCAUGUUGUCACUGAAUGUUCUUCGUAUACUCUGUAUGGUGUAGUAUAUACAGUGAACAAAGAGACCACACCAUGUGUCAAGUGGUUGCUUACAAGAGGUUAAAAACAAUGGAAAACGUCAUAACCGUGAGGCGAGAGAGAGGUUCUAAUUAUAUUGCUUUGACUGGGAAAAAUUUGUGUUUUUGAUAGGUUUUCAGUUAAAGACAUGGUUGCUUACAAGAGGUUAACGUUGUUGCGCAUGGAGGUUCAACUGUAUAUAAUAAUAUUAUUUUUGUAAUUUUUUCAAGUGGCUUAAUGAAUGUAUUGUCAUUCUCUUAACCAGUGUUCCUCUGGUACAGCCCUUCAUGAGGCUGCUUUGUUUGGUAAAGCAGAUGUUGUCAAUCUUCUCUUACACUGUGGUAAGUUAGAUACGGCUUCACUAGUUCAUCAAUCUAUAAUGAUUCUCUGUGUGGUAAAUUUUCAUACCCACUCCAAGACAAGUUCUCAAGGUAGCCAAAAUAACUUAAUACAUACAGCACAUGUACACUACUUGCAGGUUUUCAAUGUGUACUAAAAAUUAUUAAAAAUAGAACUUCAAAAAGUCAGUUUAAUACAAUUGGAAGAGUGGAAGCAAAGGACAGGGCUAUCAUUUAGAGGCAGGGACCAGCGAUUUCCUCUGGCCACUAUGGACGUGGCCCCGGCUACGUUCAAAGGAAAAUAGAAGAAAAAUAGAGCCAAAGAAACGCCUAACUGUUAGAUUCCCUGCCCAUGUGUUGUAUUUACCCUGGGCUCUAACUUGAAAUUUAGGGACAACCCUGAGAGGAAGAGGAAAUGGUGGUGGAACUGAGAACGUGCACUUUGUGAUUUUAAACAAUCAACUCAAGGGUUAAAACCAAACUACUAUCAAUAAUAUUAUAAGAAAAAUUAAUGUUAUUAAGAGAGGAUGAAACUUGAGUUUACACUUAUAAAAUUUAAUGCGUGGCUCUCUUAAGUGUCCCCAACUAACUUGAGUUAUUUUCCUGAUUCAAGUAUGCAUGUAUCAAGAGAGAAAUCUUUUGGAACAGACAAGAGAACAUAGCAAACUCAACCCACAGAAUUAUGGUGUUGAUGCUUUGGUUCAAACCCAGGCCAAAAGUGCUCUCACCAAUGCACCAUUCCUGUUUGUCCAAAAGGAAAUUGGUCAUGCUCUUUCCAAAGAUCUCACUUUUCUCAUUAAUUUUGGAAUCUCCAUUAUUUUGUGAUUGCAAUUUUGCCAAAUUAUCUACUUUUUCAGGAGUGGAUGUAACAGUGGUGGAUCACAAUAAUAAAACUGUGUUAGAUCUGUUAGCUUCUCACCCCUCAGCAAGAACAACAGAAAUCAGGGAUCUCAUAUUUGGUAGGUCUUGUCAAUUAAGUACUAAUAAGAGCCAUAAUUGAAAAAAAAGCCUGCCAGGGCUGUGCUCUAGCAGAGCUUGGUGGCUCUCAAAUGACCUACUUUUCCCUUUAGACCACAAAAAAAUCUUAAAACUUAAAUAAGAACUAUAACUGUCUUGUUAUACACAGUAGACUGGUCAUCUUAGACCCUGUUUAGACAGCUCCAGACAAAUUUUUGCAAGUUUUGAACAGCAAAUUGUGCAAGUUUUUGACCUGAUCAGAUUAGUUCUAUGGUUCCACAUUUACAGGGACUUGUGUACAUAAAUACCUCACCUGUGCAAGUUUUUGUACAGUAAAAGCCUAGAGCCUAGUAAUAUGCGCCUUUGAUAAAAAAGGCUUUUCCAAUGCUGACACUGACAAAAAAUUUGUAUGGACAUGUGUUAACACCCCUGUUAAGUAACAGAAUUUGCACAGUCCUUUGUAAAUGGGUUGCACAGGUAAAAAAUUCUAAUGUUGGAAGAUUUGUCUGGACCCAUGUAAAUAGGGUCUUGAAAAUGAAAAUUGGCUUUUUAAGAGUAUUCACCAAAAAGCCAAUAUUGCUACACUGGUAGAUAAUGUUACCGGCCAAAAUUAAAUUCAGGUUAAAAUUUUUUCAGUUAGGUUGAUUUUUAAUUUCCUUUGUCUCCUUGAAAUUAUUCAUGAAUUAGGACUAGGAGACAAAGGAAAUUGAGAAUCAACCUACAAGUAGGUUAAAAAAUUUUAACAUGAAUUAAAUUUUAACCUGUAACACAUACCGUAUAUUUCCUUGAAUAUUAUAGCUGUGCCUUGAUUAAUUGCCUCUCUUGAAUAAUUAUUGCCCCCCUUAGAUGGAAAAAUUUGGAAUAAUCGCACCCCCACUCUCUCCCACUUCUCACACUAUCUUCCCUUUCUUUUAUCCCUUCACUGUCAAGUUGAAGUGUAGUGUGAUUCAGCAAAACUGAUCAGUAACGAUUUAAGCUCUGACGCUGAAGAUACAGACAUUGAAAAUUAAUCAAAGAACCAAAUUUGGAACACUUAAAAAGCCCAUGUUCAGUUUAUUUGAUGUGAUCAUUUUUUGGUUUAAUAAUAAAACAAAAUACUUAGGGCAAUACCUCAAAUAAUCGCCCCCCGUUUUGUGUGAACAAAUAAUAAUCUCCCCGGCCUAUUAUCUGAAGAAAUACAGUACGUGUAGUGUUUAGAAACAGGUUACCAGUAAUAAGGCAAUAGAAAGAUCUGUUUAACUGUGGAAUUCCGUGUAGGGAUAGGCUGGUCUGGCUGGUCAGUUCUGACUUAAUGGUUAGCUCCAUUUAUAUAGCUUUUAAAUGAAGAUAUGAUCAUCGCAGUGGUAAUUGUGAUUUAAUCAAUUGCAAAUUGACCCAAAAACAAAAAUUUCGGAUCUUCAACGGGAUUCAAACCCAUGGCCUCUGUGUUAGCACUGCAGUGCUCUACCAGUUGAGCUCUGAAGACCCAUACAUUGGGAGCAGGCCAAUUUGGUGAGUUCAUUUGUACCUGUAAAAGGAAUGAAACAUGAAGAUGAUGUGAACUGUGGAAAUGCAAAUUUAAACGAAGAUAUGAUCGUUGCAGUUGUAAUUGGAACUCAACAAAUUGGCCUGCUGCCAAUGUAUGGAUCUUCAUAGCUCAUAUUGGUGGAGCAUUGCCUAGCUAAUGUAGCUAGUACGGCCAUGGGUUUGAAUUCCUUUGAAGUCUCGAAAUUUUUUUCGGGUUAAUUAGCAAUUGCUUACAUUGCAAUUACCACUGCAAUGAUUCAUGUCGUCAUUUAUAUUUGUAUUUAUGCAGUUCACAUCAUCUUCUUAUUGUUCUUAUUGUUCCAAACUUAUAUGCUGGGCACUUUGGAUUUUGUAUUUCUACAGCCAAAAUUUUCUUUGAGCAUAGAGACCUUCCUUUGCUGUGCACAGAAUUGUCACAUUGCAUACGUACAAUACAACACAUUUUAUUCACAUUUCAACAUACAAUACUAUAAAAAUAUACUAAUGAGAGCAAUCUGUACUUUAAGAUUUUUUGAAAAAUAUUAUUUUGUCACAAGAUUCAAAACUAAGUUAAAUAGCUACGGAAACAAAAUAAAUUAGCUAAUAAGGAUCUUUUACUAACUUUUGUGAAAUAACAUUAUUAAGAUAAAAUACAUUAAAUGUGUUAAGGGGAGUUUAAUUGCCCUUUAUAAUAGUUUAUGUUUAAAUGUGGCUAAAUUUUAUUGUUUUGCCAUCUCAUUUUUACGCCAUUAUAUUUUUGCAUCGUGGAUAACCUGCAUUUUUAUUUUGAUAUAUAACAAACCCUUUGACUCACUUCUAAUUAUUAACACUUAAUUGUUUUAACUAUUACUAAUUAGCCUCCAGCCUCAAAGAACCCACAUGUACGUCUAGCUUAAAAAGACAGUUUACCGGUGAGUGGAGCUUCAUUUUCACUGGUGCACAAAAAUUAAACAGUCACUACUAGUAAUGUUAAUGCCAUAAAAAAAUGUGUAAAACUAUUUAUUUAUACUAUUGUUCUUUAUGUCGUCACACAGUCACACUAUCAAUAGAGUGUCUAAAGAUAUUGUCUAUUGCCCCUCCCACCCCUUUGUUCAUGCACCACAACCCUGUAUGGUUUAGUGCAUUAUUUUAUUUAAAAUACAUGUUUUUUGUCUCCAUCUCACUUUUGUAUAAUAGUGAGGAUAUUACAAGGAAAGCCCCUUUUUCAACUUUUACUACCAUUGGCAUGGAUAUUAGAUUGAUGUCAGUUUUUUCUCUGCUAAGCCAAAUCAUCUUUUCUGCAUUUCCACAUGUUGCAAUUUUCUUUUCCACUUGAAUAUUUGCCAAAGUAAAGUUUACCCCCUUAUUAGAACACCCUCCUUUGAAUAGGUGCAUGAGUUCCCUUAAGACCAAAGAUUUAAAAUACAAAAACACUUAAUGUCAGGUCCCUCGGGAAACUAGAUAGUUUUGUUUUCCCUUGAGUCCUGAUCUUUCCCUCAACUUCUUCUCGGGAAACAUCAGGACUCUUGGGGAAACAAAACUUACUGUUUCCCUCAGGAUCUGACAUUAAGUGUAUACUAUUAACAAGGUAAUACUAAAAAUUAUUGAGUGUUUAUUUUAAUGUUUAAAUUAUCAUGGAUUACAAAAUUGACAUGAUCAAUAGAAAAAAAAUUAAUUUAGUGAUUCCCUCCUCGCGCGCCCCUCGCGUUUUUCUCGCACCUAAAACUCCCUUUCCCUUCCCUUUCAAACGCCUGCCACGCAGGCUAAUUUAGUGGAAGCAAUUCUUUAAAGGCAUUCAUAGUGGUUUGAUUUUUUGUUCCAGACUGUAGCACCUCAGUAGUGAAAACUUCAUUUCCCUGCCUCAGACAGUGUCCAGGGAAUGAAUAAAUUGUGAGCUGAACUCCUUAAAUUGUGGGAAUGAAUUUGUGAUGAAUUUUUGAAAGCGCCAUGCGCUAGUGCUUUCAUUUGUCUCAGCCUUAUUUUGACUGGACCAAAAGUGUCAGUAAAAAAGUAGUAAAUUCUGUGUCCAAAUCACCUUACAACCUUAGUUAAACUCUGUGUAAUUUUGUAUUCAGUAGGUGUCUAUAAAACUGGAUCCAACAGCAGUUUUUGCAUCUAGCUUUUGUGCUUUUAUCUUUUUUCAGAAUUCCAAACUACAAAAAAGCCUUUUCCAGGAAUUCAUUCAUCAAACACAUUCCAUGUGAGUUUGUAAUUAUUGUUAAAAUGUUAUGCAAUUAGAUACCUUGUAAAGUUUAAGGGGCCCAUUUCAAACUUCACAUGCAUUGAAUUAUUAUAAUACUAAGGAGGAAAACCUUGAUUUCUUGCUCAUAUGCAUUAGAUUUUCCUUUGACCUUGUUGCUCCCUAGCUCAGGUAGAAAUUCAUUUUAACUUCAAUUUUUUUUUAAUUUUAUAAAAAAAAGCAGGUCCUACAUGAAAGUGUAUAGUAUCAAAGAGCAAUUGUUGCUUUAAGGCAAAUUCCUGUAAGGCUCUCAUCUUUAGAACAACAUAAGUACCACCCUGAAUCCAGGGAACUCACCUCAGGUAGAAAAGUUUAAGAUCAUCGAAAAAUUAAUUGGGCAGUUGUAAAUAUGAGUUAAGUGAUUUUGAUGGCAGCAAUGUUUUUUAUUCAUAAUAUAUAUUUUGUACAAAUAAAGUAAAGCCCUGUCUAUCAUUCUCCCCCAUUGCGUGCACAAGACGUUGUUCUUACUUCAAAAUAUAUGCUUGGUAAUUCUCACCCAUCUGUUCAUCUCAGCUGUUGUUUCUUUUGUUAUCAAACUGAAGUCUUGCUACAUCUCUUUGUUGUUUGUCUUUCAACUUUAAGGGAUUCUCACCUAACCGACCAACAUCAGCUGUUUACCCAAGAAACCUUCAUUAUGAUGAUGUUCCUAACCCAGUACCAUAUCAAAAAGGUUUGUUUGGAUUUAUUUAUUUCUUAAGGAAGCCAGCAUCAAAACUCUUUGUGAAAUUAUUUAUUUUGUAGCAAUGUUUUUGACAAGUAAACGUUACCUGUGGUGGUAUUUUCUUGUCAUUAGAUGUGGCUUCACGUACCCUUCGUAGGUCUGGUUCAUAUGAUUCAGUCCCACCCCCCCGAACAAGACAGGAAUACUUGGUAAGUGAAUAUAAAAUCUUAUGAAGUGGUGGAACCACUUGAUUAAGGACUUCUCUCGCUUGGGACACAAAAAUGCGUUACGUGCUUCAUUUUACACUUUAACUUCAUUUUGGUGCAUUUUGGCUAAUUUAAAGGCACCUAAACGGGUGCAUUAGUCAUAAUUAAAUACAAAAACUUGCAUUCAUUUAUUGUACUGAAAAAGGUGUUGGUUACUACAGUAAAGGAAUGAUUCAUAUUGGUAACCCUUCAUCAGAGUAAAUCUAAAUUCAAAUUAGAGCAAAUCUUGGUUGUAAUCAUUUUAUGUAAGCAAAUUUUUCCUCUUAAUUCAAACAAUGGCUCCAAUUAUUAUUUUGUAGUAAGAAUUUAAUAAUGGAUGAUGAUGACAAUAACAUAAACUAUUUACUCAUUGUAACAAUUAUUGUUACGAUGAGUAUAUAGUUUAUGUUAUUGUCAUCAUCUGGGCCUAACUCCUGUAGCUCUUUCUCCUCUUUGGAUCUUUAAAUCUUCGUGGUUCUUCAUCUUUUUCUCUUGUCUUCUGGUGCCUUUGUAAUAGCACUGUGCAAAAUUGCUUCUUCUUCCAUUCAUAACACAUGAGCUAAUUCCAACCACCAUCUCCUUUGGAGACUUCAUUUGUAUGCCGAUCAGCACUGUAUUGCUUUGCCUGUUGCAGUUACUUCUGCAGGGCUGGAAAACAGAAGAAAAAGGAAACCAAACAAAAUUCCCGACUGUUUGAUUCCCCACCUACUUCUUGUAUUAACCCGGCAACGUGAAAUUUUAGUGACAGCCCUGAUUCUGGUUGCUCUUUCUCACAGGCCUUUAAGAUUGUUGCAACAUAUUUAUGCUGGGAGGUGUUUAGGUUUUAUUAUCGAUCAGGUUUCUGUAAUUAAGUAGUUAGUGUAUUUAAAGGUCUCAUAAGUACAAGCAGUCACAAUAGAUUACAUGUUACGAUCAAUAUUUUUUUCUUUGCAGAGGCAAUCAAGUUAUGAUACUGUCCCCCCUCCCAAAGGUUUGUUAAUAGUCUUUAUUUUGUGAAAGGUUUGAACCCAGGAGUCAUUUCAAAAGUAGGUUGAGUUUGAUCGUCCGGGUGAACGUAGUCCUGAAUAGGACUGUUGUUGUUGACAGUGACUGACGUUUCGACAACCUGUGCGGUAGUCAUCUUCAGAGUCUUCAGAGUCUUCGGUAGUCAUCUUCAGAGUCUUUAUUUUACUAAAAAGUCAGGUUUUAUCUCAGGUUUUGUCUAUAGAAGCACUAUUUUUUCAAAAGUAAAUGACUGAGACAGUCUGCUUGACAAUCUAUUAAUAUUACAUUUCAAUCCCUUCCGGGAGUUACCUUUAUCAAUAGCUGUAUCUAAAAUAAUUACUUUGUAAUAUGUUUAGAAAUGACCAAAUCCUCCGACUGGACUAAAUAUGAUGAAGUGGAGGAACGAUCUCCUGGUAACAUUCAGCUUUCCAAUGCUACCAAAGGCUACUCACUUCUUGGACCAGCCGAAGAGCCCGCCGAGGGGGCACCACCGCAGCUCACACCACAGGAUAUCCAUGGCGGCUAUGCCCUCAUUGGGUUUCCUGCGCAAGGAGAAGGAAACAAACCCUCAAGUUCGUUGCGACCUGACAGCACUUAUGCUGAAGUUAGAAAUGAGGGCGACAGUUUUGCACCAGUUAAGAAGUCUUCUCCAUCUCAGGCUGAUUUCAGUGACUACUUUCUUGUCGGAUCUCUGUCUGAUGGUAACGAAAGUCAACCUUUGCCUGCAUCAGGUAUGACGUUUUCAGUUCUUGAGGUAUCUGCACAGUCAAAUCUGUAAUAAGCAAUCACUCUUGAAGAAUGGCCAACUUGCCUAUUAGUUCAGGUUGACCAUUCAACCUUUCACUAGACCAAAAAUUCCAAAUUUCAUUUUGUAGAAUGCUCGAAAACAAAUAUUAUCGUGGGAAAGUACUUUUAAAGAUAUUCUAUUUGAAUGGUCACGCAGCAGGGUUUCGCGGUCCACAGACAUGGAAUCUGGAAUCCACUACCUGCAUUCCGGAAUCCACAGCGUGGAAUCCAGAAUCCAAUACUUGAAUUAUAUGGAUCAUUAUACGUUUCUGGGUAACCGCCCACCUACCCCUCCCCGAAGCAACUUUUUGCCCUAAGUGAAAACUAAGUAUUAAUGUUGGGUUAGGGGAGCGGUAGGUGGACAGUUUCCCAGAAACGUUUAACAUUACAUGGGGCGAUAUACUGUUUGUAAUGAUUAUUUUUUCUUGAAGGUAUGGUUUCUGAAGAGAACUCCACCUAUUUCUUGGUUGGGGGGCAGCCUCGCAGAGACGCCCGUGAGAGUUACGACACUGUUGCACCUAAACCAAGAGCAGUAUCACAGCAGAGUAUCUAUGAAGUACCACCACCAAUGUCUUUAAAGGGUGGAGGUGAUGGCCAAGGGAAUAAUACCAUACCCCGCCAGACCCCUCCCUCCAGGAUAUUGAGGCGCUCAUCUUCGGAUAUAUAUGAAAAUCAACAAAGGCGAGCUACUGAUUAUGACUUUGUCGCUCUCCCGGGACGGAGAGCUACACCUGAGGCACCUUCUUAUGACAAUGUAUCUUUACCUAGUCAAGUUCCACAAGUAAGUUAUACUCUAAUCACGCUGAAAUGAUUAUAAAAUAUUUUGUGACUAAUCUAAAAAUCUGAAUACACAGAAUUAGGAGCAGGCAUCUCGUUUAUUGAUGCACAAUAUGAAGCCAGCGUUACGGCAUUACAGACACAGCGUUACAGUAUUAUAGACACAGCGUCACAGUAUUACAGACACAGCGUUACAGUAUUAUAGACACAGUGUUACAGUAUUAUAGACACAAUGUUACAGUAUUAGUAAUAGUUGACACUACAGCUGCCCCCGCUCUGUAUAUUGUCGGUCAAUAGUAUUCUUGGUCGUUGUGAAGUCGUUGUGUAGCUCUUUGAAAUAUACCGAUUCAUAAUGAAGAUUUUCACACAUAUUCCAUACAAUAGGUGAGAUAAAAACAGGAAACGCAAGGUAAUAUGCACAAUUUUAGUUCGAUUUACACAGCUCUGAUCAAAACAUUCUCAUUUUCGAGAAUAGUUGAAUUUUCGCUAUUUUUCUUUCACUUUUUACAUACAGUUCAUUUUAUUUGCCAGAAAGUAAGUCUUAGAAAUUAAAAGGACUUUUGAACUUUAAAGCCGAAGGACAUUUGUGAGCCAUGGAAUAAGUCAGCGCAGAAUUUGAUUGUCGGCGAAUUUCUGUAAUCGUCCAUCGUUCUGGUAGUGAGAACCUUGCCGUUGAUUCGUUGAUUCCAGUCAAAGAGAGAGAAAGAGAGUAUGGCAAGGUUUCCAAUCGGAUUUGUGAACUCGUGCCUGGCAAACUCCAAGUGUUUAUAUAUACACAGUUGUAAGCGCCUUAUAACUUCAUCUGCGCUUAACGAGUGUGUUUUGGUCCAUAACUUUCAAAACAGCUGCUCCCACCACAGAAUGUCACUGAUAACACGUAACGCAAAAGAGUGUCGAAGUAUGAAUGUACAAUAAAUGUCACAAAAUCUACCUAAGCGGUCCCUUCGGGAUUUUCUGUCUUUACGUCAUCCUAACCAUCUCGUACUUGCGGGCGCGAACAAUACAAACGUCAUCAUUACCUACCGAUUCCUCGCGGCCCCUGUUCAAGCAAAUCGAGAUUUUUUCUGGCAUGCUGACUGUACAUUUCAACUGUAAGUACCUUCCUUAAUAUACGCGCGAGUUACUAGAGUGCCUGAUCACACAGCGAUACAGUGCUAGCGUCACAGUAUUAUAGACACAGCGUUACAGCAUUACAGACACAGCGUUACAGCAUUACAGACACAGCGUCACAGUAUUAUAGACACAGCGUUACAGUAUUAUAGACACAGCGUUACAACAUUACAGACGCAGCGUCACAGUAUUGUAGAUACAGCGUUACAGUAUUGUAGAUACAGCGUUAGAGUACUAUAAACACAGCGUUACAGCAUUACACUCACAGACACAGCGUGUAGUUUACAAAAAGUUACUUUUUUUUCAUUUUUAUCUAACUGAUUUGGUAAAUGCUAAAACUGAACAGCGCAGGAUAUAUGCCUCGACGCUUCGCGUCUCGGUAUAUUAUCACCACUAUUUACCUCCCCUUCGGCGGAUAGUUGUAUACUAUUGCGAUAAGAAUAGACACAGCGUCACAGUAUUAUAGACUCAGUGUUACAGCAUUACAGAGACAGCGUUACAGUAUUAUAGACAUAGCGUUUAAGUAUUAUAGACACAGCGUUACAGCAUUACAGACACAGCGUUACAGGAUUACAGACACAGCGUUACGGCAUUACAGACACAGCAUCUCAGUAUUAUAGACACAGCGUUACAGCAUUACAGACACAGCGUUACAGCAUUACAGACAGAACGUUACAGCAUUACAGACACGGCAUCACAGUAUUAUAGUCACAGCGUUACAGCAUUACAGACACAGCGUUACAGCAUUACAGACACAGCGUUACAGCAUUACAGGCACAGCAUCACAGUAUUAUAGACACAGAGUUACAGCGUUACAGCAUUACAGUAUUAUCGACUUAGCGUUAUAGCCUUACAGACACAGCGUUACUGUAUUAUAGAAUCCGGGGAAAUAAAUCAGGGUUGACAAAGAUGCCUCGAAUGGCCCUUGUAUAACAUAACAAAUCUUAAAUAGUCUACUAUCCCCUAGAGACAUCUCAUAAACACGCCCUAAAUACUUCUCCAGUUACCACGUAACAUAGUGCAGAUACUUUCAACAUAUAUUUACUCUCAGCUGGAAAGGUGUCUUGUACAUUGGGAAGGGGUUCACAGCCUAAAUGUUAGACACAUUGAUCAUGGCGUACAAUGUUGCUUAAAUAGAAGAAGAUUCUUCUGAUGCAAUGUCUCUUGAAACAAUUUCACUCGCUGUCUGGGCACUCAGGCUUGAAGUGAAAACUUUCCCACUAGAAUGUUGGAAAAGUUGCACCUAGGCCAUUUAUUUUUCUGUGGGGAUCUGACCAUCCACUUGACGCCAAAACAUAAUGAUAAUGAGAACGAGAACGAGAACGAGAAUGAUAAUGAUAUCGAUAACUAUAAGGAGAAGGAGAACGAGAAGGAGAAUGAUAAUGAUAAGGAGAACGAGAAUGAUAACGAGAAUGAUAAUGAGAACGAGAACGAGAACGAGAAUGAUAACGAUAACAAUAAGGAGAACGAGAAUAAUAACGAGCAUGAGAACGAGAAUGAUAACGAUAACGAAAUGAUAAUGAUAAUGAUAUCGAUAACGAUAACAAUAAGGAGGACGAGAAUGAUAACGAUAACGAAAUGAUAAUGAUAACGAUAAUGAUAAUGAUAUCGAUAACGAUAACGAUAAGGAGAACGAGAAUGAUAACGAGAACGAGAACGAGAAUGAUAACGAUAACGAGAACGAGAAUGUUAACGAUAACGAAAUGAUAAUGAUAUCGAUAACGAUAAUGAUAAGGAGAACGAGAAUGAUAACGAGAACGAGAAUGAUAACGAUAACGAGAACGAGAAUGAUAACGAUAACGAAAUGAUAAUGAUAUCGAUAACGAUAACGAUAAGGAGAACGAGAAUGAUAACGAGAACGAGAACGAGAAUGAUAACGAUAACGAGAACGAGAAUGUUAACGAUAACGAAAUGAUAAUGAUAUCGAUAACGAUAAUGAUAAGGAGAACGAGAAUGAUAACGAGAACGAGAAUGAUAACGAUAACGAGAACGAGAAUGAUAACGAUAACGAAAUGAUAAUGAUAUCGAUAACGAUAACGAUAAGGAGAACGAGAAUGAUAACGAGAACGAUAACGAGGACGAGAACGAUAACGAUAAGGAGAAUGAGAAUGAGAAUGAGAACAAUAAUGUGAAUGAUACGGUUCUUACAAACCGGUUUUACAUCACGUAGUAGUCUCAAUUCUAGAGAAUAAGUCCUGUUAACUUAAAACCCUAAUCUGCAAGCACUUUCUUAAAAAGAAAAAAUCUUUAAUCUUGAUUUAAAAAAGUCUACAUUAAUGGUAUCUGGUGGGUCGUUCCAAAGCCUUAGUGCGAUAAGCGAGAAAACUCUCUCGCCAUAAGAAAUCGUUUUAAUCUUUGGAACAGACAGCAGAUUUAAACUGCUUAAAAGAUGGGAACCGGGAAAAAAAUACUCAAGCAUUAUGAAGCACCAUCCUCAAGUUUAGUCAGUCACACACACUGCCGUUGGUGGAAUCUCAAUUUCCUUGGAAAAGAUGAUUCAGUCAGUUACACAGGCGUCUUGGAAGAAAAAAUUCGAGUACACCCAACAGGAGAUGAACCUAUGACCUUCUGGUUUCUGGUCCAGAUGAUCUACCACUGAGCUACAGAAUUCUCGUGGGUGCUAAGGCCACUAAACUAGGUUCCUGUGACAAACAGCCUGCAUACUGCUAGGACUAGAAUGUCGAUAUGUCCUAAUUCACAAUGAUAAAAACGUGAUGGUCAAUUCCCGUGUUUCUCAUUUACACCUUAGGAUCAACCAACCAACCAAGAGACCCCUGCGGCAUCUACGAUAAGGCCUCGUCCUCAAGGAGACAAGAUGUGUCCCCUGGCAGAUGCACAAGGAUACGAGUUUGUACACGUGCGGAAACCAGAGAAAGGAACAGAAGAGUCUGCGCCUGAGAUGCAGCCCUUUGCUCCGCUGCCUGGUUAUUUGCCUAUGGGUCCCGCGCAGCCUGACGCUGGUUAUGAAGUGUUAAGUGCGCCAGCCGAGUCUCAGGAUCAGUUAAGAAGUUAUGCUGGCGAAUAUGAGACACUUUCUAUGGCUGGACCUCAAAGAACAGGGACCCAGACAGCAUCCAGUGCAAGGAGCAUUCCAUCAUCAGCCCCUCUAUAUGAAGUGCCACCCUCCAUGUCACCCCCUGUUUAUGAGAUUGCUCCUCCUCCAAAACCCACGAGCAUGGUGAGCUUACAAUUAGCGGAAAGCUGUGUUUUGGGUACAUAGUGGAGGUAUACUGUAAAGCCACCUUCCAGCACCUUCAGGGUCUGAUAGUGAAGACCAGUGCGUCUAACUAACUGAAUAAAUAUCUAUCUUAAGUUACUAACUUGCUAACCGCUAACUGCUAACUAACUAACUAACUAACUAGCUGACUAACUACAGUGUAACCAGCUAGCUAGCUAGCUAGUAAACUAACUAACAAAUUAACCAACAACUAUGUAAAUAAGCUAACUAACUUACUGACUGUCUGUUAAAAGUUACUGUCUUCAAAGCAGUCUGUGUCUGGAAUGGUUAUGUUCGCAAUGCUCUCGGAUUUUUUUCUUUUAACAGUUGUCAUCCGCUGAGUGUAUUAUAUAGUAUCGAUACUGCCAAUGAGCUUUCAUUUGAAAACCCGUAGAGUGAACUGCUCAGUUGCAACCCACGACUUUUCUACUUUAGGACGGAUUGAAAACGUUAGCGAGAUUCUUUGGCGAAUCUCAAAGCACGGUAAUGGAGAUUCAAGGCAACUGUGAAAAUAUUUAUCAUAACUCAAUUGCGGUCUACUCUAAGCAUUGACCUUGUCUUUCUUUUCUUACAGGCUCCACCCAUUCCUCCUAGACAACGCUCUGGAGGACAGUCGCAGCCAUCGGUCACUGGUGAAGUGCAGUGGAUUGAGAAAGAACCGACACAACCUAAAUCUCCUGCACGAAGACAAAAUGAAUAUUCCGACUGGCGUCCUGCAAUGUUUGGAGAACCUGGGUCACCUGCGAGGCCAUUGUCGCCUGGGAGGUCUGUGACGUCCCCUAAACCAGACGCGUAUGAACAGGUGCGCAUUGAAGGCCCUAAAAAAGGGACAGUAGAUCGGGGGAGAGCCAGACAGAUAACCGUGGAGCAUCGUGGAGGGGAAUACUGCAUGCUGUCGCCUACUGCAGUAGGACCUAGGGAAACGGAAGGUGGGGAGACGGCGGUUGCGGGUGAGAGACUGCCCAGUUUAACCGAACCCGUGAUGACGCCACCCUUUUCGCCUCCAUCACCCAGAACGGCCGAAGCGUCUGUUUUUGAAGCGCUUGGCUCAUUACGGCCGUCGAACGUGCCGACGAUUCCGGAGGCGCAUGAGGCAGACGGAGAUGAGCAGCGCGAUAGUAAAAAACGGCAGGCACCGAUUCCAAAACCGAGGAGAAAUUUGCAGAAUGCAACGAAGCCCAAAGUUCUUCCCCGCCAUGACAGCUUGUUAGAUGAGGAGUUUGAUACACCCGCGGAUCCCAAACGAACCUCUGGAAUAGAAGUAGUGAGUCAAGACCCGUUCAGCUUUCCACCUGUCGUGUCCUCAUCAGAUACUUCACCAAAAGACAAUCCAAAGAAAAGUAAUUUUGCUGAGUUGCACAAGCGCUUUUCGCCAUACUCGUCCAGGGAAGACAUCUUCAACUACACAGACGAUGCGCUAACAAACAAACGCGAAGAGCCCGAUGGGGCAGAGAAUGAAAGUGAUGUGAAGCCAUCGCCCUUAGUUUAUGAGAAUGUGUUGUUUAAACGUCGAGACGAAGAAGAGAAUGGUGACGAGGCGACUUAUAUUUCAAACAACACAACUGAAGAAAGGCACGAUGAAUCCGCGGAAAGGCCUGAUUCCUAUAGGUUAAGCAAGUUGUCAGCAGAUAGCCCCAUGGAUGAGAGGGAGGAAUGGGAAAAGGUAUCGUUUUCAUAGUUGUUAAUUAAAAGCUCUUUAGUUCAGUCUUAAAGCCUGCAGAACAGGCGCUAUUUUUUCGCACAAUUCAGCUGAGCACUAAUCGAGCGUGGAGCGCGAGUUACGCGCGUGCCUUCCGUGCCUUCCCUCAUCGCGCGUGUCUUGCGCUCCUCGCCCGCGGCAUGAGGGAUAAGGAGGAGUAAAUCAAUCAUGGCAACCUUUAGGAUUAAAACUACUCAUCUUUCUAGGAAGAAAACAAACGAAAAUAAUUAAUGAACCUUAGACAAUGGAUUUAGGAAACCUUCUGAACGAGUGAGUCAGGGAUGACCCCACCCCUUCUGGAUAAAUUUUAUGCACUACGUAACCCAGCCUGGCGUUCAGGUUAAGACUGUGAUCAGCUUAGUUCCCGGUUUCUUUAAUUUUACGAACUUUUUUUUAAGUUCCAAGAGUGACCAAAGUGAAUUUUCUCCUAACAAUAAAUCGACUCGUAAUCAAGGAAUGUGGUUAUGAGAAUUUAAAAAAAUGAUCACCAAAAGGAAAUGCCCUGAUCUGUUAUCAAAUUAUCUAAACUAAGUCUCUUAAGGAAGUAUAUGGAAAUCAGUGUGGAGAAUUUGUAUGUAGAUUUUGGGGCUUGAGAGUACAAGUAUGAGAUUCAAGAUGAAUUUGAUUUUGGAAUUUGGAGCCACUUUCAUUCUCAGAUCUGUGAUUCUUUCCGGGCACAUCACGUAAACAGAAGGAACGACCGGAUAAGAACGAUAUCACAACUGACUAUCUGUGGUACACCAGCCUGGUUUGAGAACUCAUAUUUGUGGUAAUAAAACUCCUUUCUCGCAACCUCCUGGCCAGGGACACUUUUCUGCCCCAAGAGUGAUGGGCAUUUGCUGACUUUGCUCUAGGGGAUGGGAAAAAUGGUUGUAGAAAAUUCGCAUUUAAUCUUACGUUGCUCAAAGCAUCUGGACCCAGGUUGAUACAGGGCUUCUCAUUAAAAGAUGGGAUGCAUCUGUGUCUUCAUAUCUGCAAAAAGACAAAAAAAAAGUAAGUUUUACGUCAAAAUUGAAAUACAAACAAUCGAAAUGAAAGGGUGGCCACGCGCGUUAGGGUAAACUAGAAAUUAAAGAGUGAUGUGGUUUGCUUAAUUUUAGUUCUAUUUCUUUACUUGUCAGAUCGAAGCUUUCCUAUCAUCCAUUGGCCAGAUUGAAGUGCCUCAGACGAUAGAGGAACAAAUUGCGAAUGCAGGUUAGGUCUUUUUUUGUCUUUCUUUCUGUUGUAACAGAAUUACCAAAAAGAUCACGUAGCAGCAUAGGCUCUCGAUUACAGCCGCUGCUCAGGAAAUACGCCUUCGCUCCUUUCCUCCUUCCCUCGGGGAGGAACAAGACCAGACCCGAGGGAGCGGCGGUCAUCGAGACCUGUAAGAGUACUGAUUCCCUCAAAAAAGCAUGACUGAACAUGGGUCACACGGUAUUCAAUUCUUCCAUUUGCCUUUUGUGUUGCAGGUAAAGCGGAAACUGUGCCGGAUUGGCUUAAGGCACUAGACUUGGGUCAGUAUGAAUCCUCCUUGAUGGCUAACGGAUUUGAUAACAUACGUUUCUUGGUAAGACGUUUAGGUUACAAGUUCAUGUUAUGUGGAUCACCUAACGUACUAAAAUUGAAACUGGUAGAAUCUCAAACAACGCAUCACCCGGUUUUGCUGCAUGAAGUUCAAACGAGUACUGCUUGUUCACUUUGGAUAGAAUGAUUUUGUUUUGCCAUAACUUCGCAGCUCUAUUGAAAGAAGAGGAAGCAGAAUGUUUGUGCGUGCCAAACGUGGCAGGGCUAUUACCCGAGUUUUUUUUCGUUAUCUUCACUUAACAGUAAUGUUUUCUGGUCUUUUACAAAAAGAUAUGUUGAAAGAAAGGUUAAGUUUGGUGGAAAGUUUUUUUGGAGCAUAAUUAUUGUCACGCUUGUCACACAGUGUUUGCCGUCUUAUUUCCUCUCCCGUCCUAUUGCGUAAGUUCAGUAUUCCUUUUAAUUGAAGGGAGAUAGUUUCAAUGCCAAGUAGCCAUUUUGUAGUUACUUGCGACACUGAGUUUGUGUUGUGUCGAACUGCACUGUGGGACUGUUUCAAGCACGCUAUUUUCUUUUAUUUGCGAGAGAGACUGGGUCAAAAUUCUUCCCCAAGACAGUCCCACAGUGCAAUUCGACACAACACCGAACCAGUCUCGCGCACAGCCUCGAUAGGCCUCUUCCGAGUUCCUUUAACUCUCAUUUUCAAAACGAGGCUAAGAAAAUGCAGUGUCCGUAUGUGACCAUAACUAAGAUUCGACACUUUCUAGUUACGGGUGGUGUCCGCCUCCAUGAGAUAUCUGUUUGCUGAGGUUCCACUCUCUUCCACCUCCCCCAUACUGACUUUCAUACAAAAUUGGUUGGAGAAUUUUUGUCUCUAAGAGCGCAUCCCUGCAUGUCAAACAAGAACCCCGUUGAUACGAACAGCUCGUUUUCACGGCCAUAUUAUUUCGGUUCGAAAGUAAAACAUUUUCACGGCGAAAACCUCUUGAAAAUGAUCAGAAAUCGUGACCCUUAGAUGGUUACAUUAACAUGGCUGGGUUUCACUGUUAUCUAAUGUUUGCCUUAUUUUUACACAGAAUGGAAUUAUUGAAGAUGAAGAUCUAUUGCAAAUAGGAAUUGUCGACUUUUCUCACAGGAGGUAAGACAAACGUCAACUUUUAUUUUGAGGGUGCAAAUUGACGUAAACUGAUGUGAUCAUAAUUCAGCACGGAAAUUCUACUGAAUUACUCUGAUAUCAUGAAAUUUCAAAACUGUUUCUUUUUGGUGAUCAAAACUUACAUUGUCAUAACCUUCAAGCUUGAUAAAUUAGUGACAUUACUAGGAAAGAAAGCGUGGCGCAGUGGUGGGAGCACGCGCCUUCCAUCAAUGUGGCCCGGGUUCAUAUCCUUGCGUCGUCGCCAUAUGUGGGUUAAAUUUGUUGUUUGAUCUCUCCUUUGCUCCGAGAGGUUUUUCUCUGGGUACUUCAGUUUUCCCCUCUCCUCAAAAACCAACACUCUCAAAUUCCAAUUCGAUCUAGAACGCACGGACUCGUUUAGACGAGUUCUCAAGUGCUUCGUGUGAAAGCAAGGGACAGUUACAAUUAGGAGAAGUUAGGGCUGAUCCCUACUGUAGCCAUCAGUGAAAAGGCCAAUUCUUCGCUAAACGUACACCAAUAUGUUUUCCUUUGCAGGACAAUAAUGGAGGCAAUAAAAUCUUUACCAGUCUGUCCUCGACUUAGUGACCCAGACAUCACUAAACCCGAUACUCUUAAGGGCUGGUUAGAGUGGAUCUGCCUUCCGGAGUACUUUGAUAUAUUUCAACAUAACGGCUUUACAUCCAUGGACAGAAUACACAUACUUUGGGAAGUGGAACUUACUUCGGUAAGUAGCUUUUGCAAUGUGAUAAGGACAUGUCAUAUGUGGGUUGAGUUUGUUGUUGGUUACUCCGCUUUUCCCCUGUCCUCGAAAACCAAGGUUUCCCACUUCCAAUUCGAACAGGAAUGUUAGACCAAGAACGACUGUGUGGAUGUGCUGCCUCUAAAUCAUCAUCAUCAUCAUCAUCAUCGCCAUCGCCAUUGCCAUCAUCAUCAUCAUCAUCAUUACUAUUAUUAGUAGUAGUAGUAUCAUUUAUUACUAUCAUUAUUAUAAAGUUAAGUAACGAGGAUGAGCACAAGAUUCUGAGAAACUGGCAACCCACCCCUCCCUUAGCCCAGCAUUAACAUAGGGCAAAAUUUUGGGUUAGGGGAGGGAUGGGAAGGGGAAGCAAUUUCUCCGAAUCUUAUACUGAUCUUCAACUUUCAUUGACUCAAACAAGCAAAUUGUUAGAAUGAGCCUUGCGUUUACCGAGGAACUUCUUGUUGCUACGCUAGGUUUUGGAAAUAAACUUGCUUGGUCAUCGGAAAAGAAUUCUUUUCUCUUUAAAAGAAGAACUGAAAGAAACUUCUGAACAACCAGAGGUAAGUAAUGGAAAACAAAGGGGUCAUCCUAGGUGUGAAAAUUGGUGAAGUUUUACUUAAUUUUGUCGCUAUUGUUUUCCCAAGCUUUGUUAUUUUGACUCCUUUGUUUUUGUGUAACGUCAUUCGUGGUUUUUAAACCAGGGACCGUAAACCGCUUCUUAUAGCCCCCCCCCCCGACACACACACAGGUAUAAGCCUCCCUCCCACGUAUAGGCUCCACCCCACGUAUAAGCCCCUCUCCACCCCCACGUAUAAGCUCCCCGCCCACUUAUAAGCCCGCGCCCCAGUUAUAGGCCCAAAAUACAUCCGAUUAUAAACUUCCCCGUAUAUAAGCCCCUUUAAGCUUUUCUUUUCUUGUAUUCCAUUUUUUGUGACGUUUUGAAGCUUAAUUGAAAACCAGUAAAUGUAGAACGUAUUUUGAUUAGCAAUGCUAUGUCUUGUUUCGAAGCGCUUUUUUAUUAUUCCACUUUUGAGCCCCCUUGGAUACAAGCCUCUCCGUCAAUAAACCCUCCUAAAACCACUUACGAAGAUGUAUAGAGCGUUUUCACUCUCGCGGCCAACAUCUAAGCAAAUUUAUUCGAUCAAAAGAAAACGUUUGCAUAAGAAAAGAGCUCAACUCCCACAGGAUUUGUUUGGAACACCAACAUGGCCACCGUUUCAUUGUUUUGGGACACCAAUAUGGCCGCCGUGACGUCAUCUGAAAACGCUCUAUAAGCCCAGCUUAUAAGCGGCAAGCAAAGACCUUAUUUUCUUUACACCAUCCUUCUUUCUUCUUCCUCCCUCCUCUGCCACCUACACCCGUCGCUUAACCUUCUCUCGGAGGAUGAGGCUUCUUAUCAAAGGGUGUCCCGUGAAACGUGCACUGAUUUAUUCGCCUUAGGACGAACCAUUGUAUGUAAGCAGCACUCAACUGGCAAGGCAGGUAGCGGAGCUUAAGAUGUAUUGCCCGGACGAUGAAAAACCCCAAGCUGUUCCAACACCGGUGGCGGGAAAUGCCGACAACGUGAUGGCUUCUGCUGAAGAAAUUAUGAUGAACUCCAAAGAGGUAUGACGUUUUCUUAGCCUCACUUUAAAACAAAAGGAGGGGUGAACGUCUUUCCACAGUGCAUUGCGUUCGCGUUUUCACAAGAUGGCGUAGUUUUCCGUCACGAACUGAGCAUUACAAUGAAACCUCGGUUUCAAAUCGAGACGUACGAUGAAAGUCGUUUUAAAUUGAGGCUAAUCGUGCAAGUCAUGUCUUAAGAAGUGAUUUUCGUCAAUUAACGUAAAGCCAUAUAAGGUUAGUUGACCUGAAACAAUUUAAAUCUCCACAGGAAGUCAAUCCAAAAACUAAAAGGAAGAAGACCAGCAAGUGGAGGCAUGAUCCGUCGAUACUGAUAAAGGGUAGCGUGAACUAUACGACUUUGGUGAGUGUACAGCCUUUUACCUCAUGAAAAAGCUGCGAUGCUACCUUACCAUUGCGUUUUAGGGCUAGUAGUAGUAGUAGUAGAAGUAGUAGUAGUAGCAGUAGCAGUAGCAGUAGCAGUAGCAGUAGCAGUAGCAGUAGCAGAACAGUAGCAGUAGCAGAAGCAGAAGCAGUAGCACUAGCACUAGUACUAGCGGCAGCAGUAACAGUAGCAGUGGCAGUAGUAAAAUGACGUCAUCGUGCAAAUGGACAAAACCAAUAAGUAAUUGGUUAAUACACAUCUCCAUACUCCAAAAAGACGUUGACAAAUUAUGAUUCAUACACAAAGUAAUUUUCUACAAAGGAAGGAACCGCAUUGACCAUCAAUACUGAUUAGGGUUAAGACCUGAGAAUAGUGUUUAGGGUUAAGCACUGACUCGAAAAACGGUUAGCUUCUAUUUAGGGUUAAGGUUAAUGCUGAGUACUUCCAACUCAAACCACUUCUUCCCAGCAAAUCCUUGGCAGUCUAGUGGUUUGGGUGGCGGACUGCAGAUCCGAUGCUCCUGGAUGGAAUCCUGCUCGUGCCAUCCUGAAUUUUUUUUCCCUAGAUUAUUGAAGAGACUUAGACUUUCAUGAACAUUUUAUCAACUAGAAAUUUCAAGAGGCAUGGAAAUUUCAUGUAGGAAAAGGGAAAUGUCUUGAGAGAGCCACUGAGAGGGAAGUGUCAGUUUGGAGUAUGGAGUUGAGUGCUAACUUAAUUAAUUGGUCAUAAUUACUGUACCUCUUUUCAUGUAUACCGUUCAUUCUUUUAAAUUAUAGUAUCUUGGGUCCCAUGCGGUUAAGACUAUCACCGGGCUGGAAUCUACCAUUGAUGCCUGCCGAAAAAUGAGGGUAAAGUAAAGUGAAUGCUUUUGUCCUUCUUUGCUUGAACGUUAUAAUUCCCUGACGUUUUCUUCUGCCCUUUUUUACAGCUAUCUACGGCCAAGCUACAAAAGAUUCCUUCAGUCAUUUUGUCUGUGUCUGUGAAAGGAGUCAAGUUCAUUGAUGCCAGGUCUAAGGUACUUUGAUUGUUCUUAUUCUUGGUUAGAGUGAUUUGUACAUUUGCUGAGCGUUUUAUCGCUCGCUGAGUGAUCAUGAGCUAUGGACGAUGAGUAAUAAUAAUAAUAAUAAUAAUAAUCAUAAUAUUUAUAGAGGGAGCCCAACUCGCCAAGGCGGUUUUCAGUGGGGCCCUCAUGCAUUAAUCUAACUAAUUAAUUAAUAAUUACGAAAAAAGUAAAAUAUGUUUACAAGUAAAACAAAUUUAAAAAUUUAAAAUCUUAAAAUCGAUUAUACAAAAAAAACAUCAAGGUUUAAAAUUAGCUGAGAUCUUUUAAAAAAGUUUUUAACUUGGAUUUAAAAAUAGAUAAAAUAUUACACUCUUUUAAAUCAUUUGGAAGGCUGUUCCAGUCUUUCGCGGCGUGAAAAAUAAAAGUUUGUUUACCCCAGUUUGUUCUGGGUAGGGGUAAGCGAAUAUCAUUAGAGCGUCUUGUAUUAUAUGAAUGAACAGCUUGACUUUUAGUAAAAUUAAAGCUGAAAUCGGUUUCUCCAAUAAGACACUUGUGGAUUGCAAUGCAGCGAUGAAAAAACCUUCUUGUGGACAGUGACUUAGUGUAUAGACCAUGGAGAUGACAUGGUGGUGGCGCUGUUUGUUUUUCUCUCUGUUUCACGCCCAAUUUUACGAGAAACGUCAACGGAAAUGGACCGUAAGUUAAGAGCUUUCAAUUUUAUUUUUUAAAAAAAUCGACAAAAAUUUUCAAUGGUCUGUUCUUUAAUUGACUAUAGGACCGACCUUGUCCCGGUUCCUCGAGAGAUGGUUAAGUUUAAACCAGGAUUAAGCCAAAUUUUAAGCAAGGUUUUCUUGUCUAAUCCUGGAUUAGCGCUAGUUGGCCUUUCAGGAACCGGACCCUUAAGCUUAAAAUUAACGUCAGAUGAAGAUCGAUUAUCCGGCCGAUUAUCCACCAGUGUUACGCGAAUUAUCCUGCGGAUAAUCCGUCCUCUAAUGUGGAUCUUAAACGGCCAAUGAUGGUGGUGAUUACAGUUACAAUAAGGAAGAUGAAUGCUGACGACAACCACGAUAUUAAUCAUGAUGACCAUUGUUGUUGAUAUGAUUUAAUCUCGUAUCCAGAUCUCACUCUGUUUUACGCUGAAAAGGGGCCCUUGGCCGAGGGAGGUCUGGGUACGAGAUUAGAUAUGAUAAUAAAAAUGAUCACGAUGAUGAUGAUAAUGAUUACGAUGAUGAUGACGACGACGAUGAUUAUGAUGACGUUAAUGACGACAACGAUCAUGUUGAAAAGGAAGAAAAAAGAACUGAACAAAGUAAAAAUAAAUGGUUUUGUUGUCAUUUGUAAUCUGAUACUGCAAAGUAAAGGACACUAUUACCGGUCUGUUCUAGAUUAUGGUCAGCUACCACGAUAUGAACAACAUAUCUUACAUCACGCAAGAUCCAGAGGACAGAAGAGUGCUGGCAUACAUAGCGAAAGAUGCCAAAACGGAGAAGCACUACUGUCACGUAUUCAGAGUGGAUUCCUUUGUGAGUCACGCAUUGUUAAUACCCACUAACGACGCAAGCAUGAAAGCGAGUCUUAAGGGCCACCAGAUUUCCCGCAAACUUCAAAAAUGUUAAUAGGGCGGAAAAAACAAGAAAGAUUUGUGAUUUAGAGAUUAACAAUUAACCCCAAAGGAUAUUGCUGGAACAGUUAUAGUAAACGAACGUGCGUUGGAAAAUGGACAGUGGAGAAAUUAACCUUCGGCAAGGAUUCUUCGGAAAUACAUGAAACGUCAAGUCUCUCCUAUUAUCGGAACGCUUAUUACGAAGCGCAGCAGCGGAGCAUUUGUGAGAAUUAUUUCUUGUCGUAGUUGUAGGGUGCGCUUUUGCCACAUUAUACAAUUUAAUUGCGAUGUGGCCCUUAGGCCUUGCUUUCUUGGUUAUGUCGCUAUGUGUAUUUAAGAGUAUUGCACUUGUGAUCAUUGUAUUUAAUUGCGUAGCAAGAGCACAAGGGUUUCUCACAUCUGAUUAGAUUAUAUAAUAUUUUAAUAAAUAUUACUUACUUUAUUGAUGCGUGGAAUAGGUAAUUUCUGAGUUCCGAAAAGCCCCACUCUCAAAACGAGGCUAAGUGUAAAACUUUCUUGUGAUUAUGAUUUUUAUUUGCAUGAUAUAUAAAAAAUUGUCAUAUCAAUGGCUUCUCACUAUGUCUCGCCUUCAAACAGAGACUUGGGGCAGCCCGGAAAUGGCCAGUAGUUUUCUUUGGCGGCCAUUUUAAAUUUUUCGGUCAGCUGGUGUCGGGCAGGAACCCAGAAAUAUUAGGGGUCUGGUAAUGGGUCUGGGACAGUCGGGAAAAUCUCGGAAGAUCCGAUUGCUUGCGGAGUAUUAUAAAGUCUUAUAAUAAGAGAUACAAGCAGCUCCGAAGAUUUCUCAGUUCCAGACCUUCCAGAGUAUUCUUAGAGUUGUAAGAGUUCUCCAUCUCAUGCGAAAGUUUCACGUCGUGGUCGUACGGGGAGGGUAAAAAUGUACCAAAGAGAGUGAUGCACUAGCCUUUUAGGAAGCUCUCUGGGGUUUCCCGGAGAUAUGGUAGUGGGGGAGGGAAGAGGGGCCCCGCCACCAGGGCGCCCCGGUGAUUUUGCUUACUGGCUAGUGAUGCGGAGUUGUUGGUUUUCUUAUUGUUUGAAUCGCAACGAUGACUAACACUUUCCUUUUACUUUGUGCAGUGCUUCUAACGUACUGACUAUUGUGCAUCUUUUUAAUCGACGCCUUGCUUUUAAUCUUGUUUAGGCUUUGUCAGAUGAAGUCACCAUGUCUAUAGGACAAGCUUUUGAGGUAAUUACCAUGCACAACUAUAUAGCUCACUGGGCCAACACUGUUGUAAUCACAUCCCUACAAGCUGUCAGUGAGAUGUUCUACAUCCAUGGCAGCAGAAAAGAGCACUCACUCUCUUUAGGGCGACUUUCCUAAGGGCAAAGGGAGAGGUUUUGAGAGUGCGUGCGCGCACGAGGGAGCGUUUUUCCCUCGCGCGAUCUAUAGAAACCAGUAAAAUCAACCAGCGCUUGCCACAAAGGCAUAAUUAUUCUAUGCGAGACUCCCCGCGCCCAGACGUUGGCAGACCUUAUUAACUUUUUAUACCCUUGAGUUCAAAGGCAAAAAAUGCAAUGAAAGUCCUAGAUUCCAUUGAAUAACAUGUUGAAAAAGAAAUAGCACCCUGCGAAGGCGCUACAGAAGAGGUCAUUGAAAUGGUCAUAUCAUAGGAUUUCAUCACAUUUGUGAACUUUAAAAUUGUCGUUAAGUCUUUCCCUUACGCAUCAGGAGGCUCAAAUUUUCCUUGAUGGAAGAGGUUGAGACUAAAGAAUUUUUUAAUCUUUCGUGAUAUUUGCAAUCGGGAAAAAACAAACUGAACAUGGCUUUACCUGAAAUUUUACCAGUAGCCAAGUACUCUACGCCCUUGUCAGCCGGUUUUUUUUUUUUUACUUGUUAUGUUUAAUCAGAAGCAUAUAACCUGAUCAUUGGGUUGCCUGUGUCCGACUUCCUUUUGUUAGCUGCUUUAACAAAUACCUUUGGAAAUUGUAGUGCAAAGGUGCGAGUUACAAUUUUCUGUUGUUUUUAUUGCAGCUGGCCUUCAGUCAAUUCCGACAGGCUCUAAAUCGCCGCUCCGAUCAGUAAACCAAACAUAUUAUCUUAAGAUCAGCAGUUGUUUAAUAUUUACGUUCCGGGAGGAAGAAGAAGUAACGGUUUCUUAAAACCUCUCAAAGGAAGUUAUUAAGUUAUUGAAGAGUGAUCAAAGACUCACUGCAAUAGCUAUUAUAAUUAAGGUCAAAUCUCCUUCAGUUUGUCUCGAUGGAGAUCUCGACCACAAUUAACAAACGGCAAUGUAGUGAGGGUAGAUAAGUGUUAGCUACCAACUAUACGGUAUAAAAAGGCUGGUUAAUCGGCUUACCUUAAGCCUUAGGCUUUUGUGAGUGCCGAAUAUUGGCGUCGUGGCUUGAUAUUACAAAGACUUGUAAAAGCCAGGAUCAAAGUAAUCGCAGUAAUAAUGAAGAAUAGAUAACCAAGCAAACCAAUCAAAAUUCAAAGUGCAAGGGCGGGAAAAUUGUAUUUAGUGCUAAGCGCGGGAAAAAUCAACCCAGCGAACCAAUCAAAAUUGAAAGUAAACAAGCAACUGCGCCCAGUGCAAGGGAAAGAAAAAUUGUAAGAACAACCUAGCGAACCAAUCAGAAAGAAGUCAUCAAAGAAACAAGUAGCAUCGCCCAGCGCAAAGGCGGGAAAAAUUGUGUCGGGCGCGAGGAAAAGUUUGUCACGGGUUUGGGUUUUUCUCUAAGGAGUGAAUGAUGAUUAGAAACCUUGUUUCUGUCCAUGUAAAUGCUUAUCAAACCAUUGCGAAUCGCCAAGAAAAAAAACGUUUAAGUUUGAAUGAAGCGUCUUCUUUUGUAUCAAACCAUGAUUUUAAAAAUAAUUAAUUUGUAAAGACGAUUUGUCUAGUGUGCCUUCAAAAAUAAUAUUUUCGCCCACAAAGCAGAGUAUUUUUUUAUCAGUAUAUUCUUUUAGAAUACAAAUUAUCGAAUCAAAUUUGGAAAUAUAUUUUUUAGAGAAUUUAGCGGGCCAAGUUCUAUGACUUUAACCAGCAACAGUAUUUCUAUCGUUGGAAAUUUUUUCAACUUGUGAUCAAACAGAUAUUUUGAUGGGAGCAAUAUCGAGGUAGAACAAG